AUGAUCGAAAAGGCAGAUAGUCAUGGUAUAAUACGUUCUGAGACCGCACGUGAAGGAAGAGAGAACCAGGUCUACUCACCCGUUACCGGUGCGAGGUUAGUUGCUGGCUGCAUAUGUUUGACACCAGACAAGAAGCAAGUUCUCAUGAUUACAUCUUCUGCGCAUAAGAAAAGAUGGAUUGUUCCCAAAGGCGGUGUUGAAAAAGACGAGCCUAACUAUGAAAGUACCGCUCAACGAGAAACCUGGGAAGAAGCUGGUUGUAUAGGUAAAAUUGUUGCAAACUUGGGCACAGUGGAAGACAUGAGACCUCCAAAGGAUUGGAACAAAGAUAUAGACAAAUUCGAGAACUGCAGAGAAGAUUUGGAAGUAGCAAAACAUCCGCCAAGGACUGAAUUCCAUUUCUAUGAAUUGGAAAUUGAAAAUCUUCUCGACAAGUUUCCUGAAUCUCACAAAAGGCAUAGAAAAUUGUACUCUUAUACAGAAGCUAAAAAAAACUUGGUAGAUGCCAAGAGACCUGAAUUGUUAGAGGCCCUUAAUAGGUCUUCUAUUAUCAAAGGGGACAAAAAAUUAGCUUAG
Messenger RNA from Saccharomyces mikatae IFO 1815, 576 nucleotides. It is a transcript of the gene DDP1, whose product is annotated as polyphosphatase DDP1. NCBI's taxonomy places the organism in Eukaryota, Fungi, Ascomycota, Saccharomycetes, Saccharomycetales, Saccharomycetaceae. Gene Ontology annotation, cellular component: nucleus; cytoplasm. Gene Ontology annotation, molecular function: diphosphoinositol-polyphosphate diphosphatase activity; bis(5'-adenosyl)-hexaphosphatase activity; endopolyphosphatase activity. The record is from RefSeq and is a predicted model, not a curated record. Bases 1 to 576 code for a protein of 191 amino acids. The transcript has a single exon. Gene Ontology annotation, biological process: diadenosine hexaphosphate catabolic process; diphosphoinositol polyphosphate metabolic process; diadenosine pentaphosphate catabolic process.